AUGUUUUUAGUCUAUUCUCCUGCGGUAGCAACAGCAUUUAUUUACACUUUUCAGAAUUUUAGCUCUUAUUCGCACAUUUUUCGGCGUACUUAGUGACCGGAAACACAAACAUCGCGCGUGCGCAUUAGGUAGUUCUUUUUUCCCCGCUUCACGUUGAAAAUGGCGACCCCAGCCAAAGUCAGUAAACCCGACGGGAAAAAUAAUCAUGACGCUGCAGAUGAACAGGCCGACAAAGAACAGCAAGAAGCUAUUGAACAAAUAGAUGAAGUUCAGAAUGAGAUCGACAAACUGAAUGAAAAUGCGAGUGAAGAGAUUCUCAAAGUUGAACAGAAAUACAACACACUCAGGCAGCCUUAUUUCAAGAAGCGGUCAGAUCUAAUAGCGAAAAUUCCAAACUUCUGGGUCACUGCUUUUGUCAAUCAUCCCCAAGUGUCAGCCUUACUCAACGAGGACGAUGAGGAGGCCCUGCAGUACCUCACCAAGGUCGAAGUUCAGGAGUUUGAGGAUAUCAAAUCUGGCUACAGAAUUAACUUUCACUUCGAUUCAAACCCAUACUUCUCAAACGAGAUGCUGACAAAAGAGUUCCACCUGAACGACUCAGGCGAUCCUUCAUCACAGUCCACGCCCAUCAAAUGGAAAGAGGGAAAGGACUUGACGAAGAAGGGAAACGACAACAAGGGAAAGAAGAGGAGUCACGACGACCAGGAAUCAUUUUUCAGCUGGUUCGGCGACCAUGGUGACGCCGGCGCUGACGAACUCGGGGAGGUUAUCAAGGACGAUAUCUGGCCCAACCCACUGCAGUACUACCUGGCGUCUGAAAUAGACGAGGAGACUGGCGGGGACGGUGUUGAGGAUGAUCUUGAUGACGAGGGAAACUAUGAAGACGAAGAGGAACCUGAAGAUGAGGUUGAAGAGGAGGGCGAGGGGGAUGAGGACGAGGAGGAGGAGGAGGGUUAGACAUGAGGACCAUUCUUUUUCUUUUUUUUAAAUUUUUUUUUUUUUAUAUUUAUUUUUAUUUUUGUGUGCGUAACUUUGACUGAGACAACGUAUCAUUCAUCAUCAGUUCAUGUGUCAUCGAUCGUCAUCUCACUCGGAAACUUGUCACUAUUCCAUGUUGUCAUUUUCCUUUGCUUCAGAAGUUCCCAUCAACAUCCUCUCUGCUAGGUCUCAGAUGCAACCUUCCAUCUUUUUGUUGGGUUGUUUUGGGGGUUUUUUACUGAGAGUUUUUGUAUGCCGUGGCUGUUUGUUGAAAAGCAGACUUUUAAAAAUCUUUCAAAAAUUUUCUUCUCUUUGUACUUGAAGUAGAGAAAAUGUUAUGGAAGAUGUUUUUAAAAAAGAAAAGGAAAAAAACCAAAACAAAACAAAAGUUGUAUUAUUGGGUCUCGGUGUGCACUUUCAUCCCUUUGGCUGAGGAGUGGUUGGGCCAAGUAGAAGUUCCAUUGUGUUAGUGAGUGGUUGUAUCUGAGAGGUAAAUUGUCCUCCUUCUGUCCCGGUUUGUGGAGAGUGAGGGUCUGGAGGCCUCCGCCUUGUCUGACAAGCCUGGGACGUGUUGCUCCGGCCUGCGUGUGUGUCAAGGUCACUGGCGUUCCAAAUCUUUGUCUACGUAAAGGUUGUACCCACCUACCUUCGUGGUGUUCAGUGAAACGGGGGGGGGGGGAAUAAAUAUAAAACUUGCUUUUUUUUUUUUUUUUUUAAAGGUUAUGUGAAGCAAAUUAGGUACCGUAAUUAAACACAGUAUUUUAUUUUUUCACUUUGUUUCUAACAUAAAGUUCAUAUCAUGAUUUGUGGUGUUUCCAAAAGCUUCAUAAAAUUUUGUUCCAUUCAUCCUUCACACAUGUACAAGUCAAAGUUCCAUUUUUUUUCCUUCUUUGUACAAAAAAAAUCAGUCACAAAGAUUUCCUCUUGCAAACGCAGCAAAUUGAUGGAUGGUACGUAAGGAAAUUUGUACGUGUUUUCUUUGACUCUUGUUCCGCUCUGAAGUUGUACCAUCAUCCUUAUGAUUAUAUCUCAGGUCAUUUGCCAAGGGAGCUGUUUUGUUCUUGUUGAUGAGAUCAUUUUGUCGGUCGUUUCACACGUCCCCACUCCCCCCCACCCCCCAUUGUGUGAGGGGAGGAGACCGCCCUCUCAUCCCCGACCUAUGUUGGACCAUUGAUGCCUGCCUCAUCUCAUGUGUAGCAACUGCUGCUGCUGCUUCAUCAGUCGUGGAAGAAGUCUCGCAGGAACAACUCUUCUAGUUUUGUUAGACAAGGUCUCGUCUCUUUCGAAUUGAGAUAGUCUCUCUCUCUCUCUCUCUCUCUCUCUCUCUCUCUCUCUCUCUCUCUCUCUCUCACAUUAUUCUCUACUGUUCCAAUUUUCAAUUUUUAAAUCCCUCACUGGACAGAAGGAAGUGCAAAGUAAACAACGGAACAAUGUCUCAAUUUUUGAAGCAUUUUUUUUUUUCUCCCCCAAUUUUUACAGAGCACAGUGAGCACAUGGUAAAUUGUGAAGUUAUUAUAUUUUGAAAGAAAACAGGUUUUAACAUUGUCAUGGAUGAUCGGUGCUUAUCUCGUUUGUUUGUGUAAGAUUGGUCUUAUGAUGUUCAUCUUGUCUUUGCAGUAAUUGCCUCUCAUUUUCGUAAAUAAAUGUUGAGAAUAUCAAAUUUGGA
This is a messenger RNA of Aplysia californica (California sea hare), 2644 nucleotides long. Its product is annotated as protein SET. Lineage: Eukaryota; Metazoa; Mollusca; Gastropoda; Aplysiida; Aplysiidae. Gene Ontology annotation, molecular function: chromatin binding; histone binding. Gene Ontology annotation, cellular component: nucleus; chromatin. Bases 160 to 957 code for a protein of 265 amino acids. The transcript is spliced from 8 exons. Gene Ontology annotation, biological process: nucleosome assembly. The record is from RefSeq and is a predicted model, not a curated record.